Schizophyllum commune H4-8 is the source of this 564-nucleotide messenger RNA. RefSeq lists its product as uncharacterized. The transcript has 2 exons. The record is from RefSeq and is a predicted model, not a curated record. The coding region runs from base 1 to 564 and encodes 187 amino acids. Lineage: Eukaryota; Fungi; Basidiomycota; Agaricomycetes; Agaricales; Schizophyllaceae. Gene Ontology annotation, molecular function: protein binding.
AUGGAUUGUACCAUCGUGUUCAACCCAGCCAGCUCGCUAGCCCAAUCUUUCGCGGUUUUCUUGCCCACGACGUCUGAAAAUAACGACACCGACGAUCAGAUCAACAUUCUUAGGAACGCAUUGCUGCGAGAGCUUACCAGAAAGUACCGCGCGCACAACGAGCUUGCUCCAAUCAAUCAACUUCCCUUCGAGAUCCUUGGCAAAAUCUUCCGUCUCCUACUGUCGACUGUCUCUGACUUCGUUCCACCCUGGAGAGGCCCUUCUCUCUCAGCAGACCUGAUCAGCGUUACCCAAGUCUGCAAGCGCUGGGGAGAGAUCGCGGUCGCGACUCCCUCGCUGUGGCCGACCAUAGCUACGAACGACCGUGACGAAGCUGCAGCCGCCUUUCUUCGGCGUUCGGGUACAGGACAACUAUCCGUCCUCACUACAGUCGCUACAACCACGGCCGGUACCCCGCUGCUCUACGUGACAUCAUCGACCACCACCUCCAUUGCGUCGAGCAUCUGCUCCUGCGCAGACUCAAAGGCCCGUAUAAUGCCCGAGAGUUGCAGCUUUUGCGAGUAG